Molecule: messenger RNA, 3222 nt
Organism: Owenia fusiformis
Lineage: Eukaryota; Metazoa; Annelida; Polychaeta; Sabellida; Oweniidae
Source: the annotation of a GenBank genome assembly
AUGUUGAUUGGUAUUGUAAAAGUUAAUAUUGUCACGCGAAAUAAAUUUGUGAAUGUACUGAAAGGUAAUAUGGAGAAAGCAACAGGCAGUAAGAAAACUACAAGCUUGAAAGGGAAUAUCCGGAUUAAACUUAAAAAGAAAGAUACCAAAAGGUCAACAAUGGGGAAGACUAAAACCGCAAAGCCUGUAAAAACAUUGAAAUUAGUCAGCAAGUCACCGAAAGCAGCGACAUCUACAGACGCAACAGUUGAUGAGGAGGGGUUGAAUAAAAACUCAGCAUUGUCAAAGGAUGAAAAAACUGACGCUUCAAAACCCUCCAAAUCAAAAAUGGAUAAAACAAAAAGUACAAAAAGUGACAAAGAUGGAAAAACAUUAUCAUCGAAGAUUAAUCUGAAACAUAAAUCAAUAAAAGAAAGACAGAAAAGUAAAAAGAUUGAUAAGAAAUUAAUCGUUCCGAAAACUGCCAAAUCUGCAGAGCAUUCUCCAACUGUUAAUGUCUCUAUGAUAAAUAAAAGUAAAAUACAAUCUAAUGAACCUCAAAUUCAGCUAUGCACUACACCUGUUAAAUCAUCUUUAGAAUUGUCACACUCUACUCCAACUUCAACUAUUGAUCCAUCAAAAGAACUGGAUAUUAGCGCAAUGAAGUCAAUAUUUGCAUCACCUAAUAAAUACCCAUCUAAUAAAGGAACACCUAUGGGAUCAUCAAGGCAGUUAGAUUUUGAUGGCGGUAUUGAAGUAACACCAAUCAAAUCUGUCAAUAAUGCAGUUGAUGAGGAGAGUAAUCCUGAAAGCAAAGUCAAAUCAAAAUCAAACAGGGAGAAAUCUGAAACCAAAUCAAUGCGUGAUCUUGAAAAAGAAAUAUUCGGGGAUAGUGAUAGUGAUGACAGUGAUGAUAUGUUCAAGAUUUCUCCAAAAGUUCAACUUUCAAAAAUUAAAGCUACACCUUCUAAAUCUGUAAUUACACCUGUUAAAAGUGAAUGUACGCCUGCUAAAUCUGAAGAUACACCGGCAACUUCACCAUGUAAACAGGAUGAUCACCCAGGACAUGAUGAAAUACAAGCAUUGCAGGCAGAAUUGUCUUCCUUGAAUGCAGACAGUGCUGGUUUGAAUACCUCAAUACAUAGGACUCCUGUCAAGCAUAAUAAAACAUCCAAGAGAAGGAAAACACCAAGGAAGAAGACUCCUUUAAAAAGUAACAGCAAGAAACCAAGAAAUAUUACCCCUAUCCCCUUACAUGAAGACUCUGAUGAUAGUGCUGACUGGGAAGAUGUUGAAGGCGAUGAUGAUGACGAUGAUGACACUGGGUUGAAGAUAUUUGAGGGUGAUGAUGUCAUUGACAGAAAAAUUGAGAAACAUGCACAGCAAUCCAAUCUUACAGCUCUGAAUGUUAAGACAAUUAUAAGGGAAGUUAUCUCCAACAAGAGUGUUGUUCAGAUGUUAAAGAACACAUUGAAGGAUGCCCAGAAUGAGGAAGAGUCAAGCCAUGACGAUGAGGAGCCUAUUCAAUCAAACUAUGAACUCAAAAUGACAAGGUCAAAGGUGAAACAAGUCAUGGGAGAUGAGAUCCCCCAUCCGUGGCUUAACUCACCCAAGAAGAAAGUGACAGGUGUUAAGAAGACUGCCCCAUUCUUAGACAUGACAUUCAGUGAUGAAGAGGAGGAGGAUUAUAACCCAGAAGCUGAUGAUGUUGAGAUGGAUGACAGUGAUGUAGACAGUGAAAGUGUAAUGUCCUCACAACCUGGAAGUGACUUUGGUUCCCCUUGUCCACUAACACCUACCACACCUAGUAGCACACUGAGGACCAUAGCUGAGGAAUCAAACACUCCUAAAUCUACAAUUAUGGGACCACCUCAGACUCCAGCUUUUAGGUCUGCUAGUAAAGCACAUGUUGAGCGCAACCUCCUCUCUGAACUUUCCCAAACUGGGUCUGAAUCACAGGAACCAUUAGCUAGACGAACAAGGUCCAAACUGCCUUUGACUGACACACCAAUUGAUGUCAUAGAACAAGAGUUUGUAGCACCUGACAUCACAGAAGAUAUGUAUGACACUUAUUGUGAUGAUGUCAGCUGGAAGACAUUCUUAGAAAGCUUACAUUCUAGUCAACCAACUGAGAACUUGAAUGACUCUACUCUUGAUGACGAUGAUGAGGAAUACAACUUCUUGGCUGAAGUGGAGGAGGAAGCAGAAGACCCAGAGGAUCUCAGAGAUGAUAAGGCAACAAAAGUCUCAAAGAAGGAGCUACAGGAACUUAUGGAGGAGUUAUUUGAGGCUUAUGGUUCUCCUGAUGGUUUAGAGGAGGACUCUCAGCCAUAUGAGGACAACCAGACAGCAUCUACAACUUCAGAGCCAUCCUCCCCUGAGAUGAAUGUCUUUAAUAAUCCAGAACCUGUCAAGUUGGAUGUGAAGCUAGCCACUACAUUAUUGAGGAAAGACUUUAUGAUGAAGAGAAAGGAGCAAGUUGCCCCAGCCCCUGUGCAAUCAGCCAGAGAGACCAUCAUUAUGACUGUCAAGGAACGUGAACAGUUGGAUGAUCAAAUGAGAAAGCAUGUCCAACUGCUAGGCCAGACUUAUGUAUUGGGAAUAGGAACAGAAGACUACAAGAAACACUCACUUGUGUGUAAAGGAUAUGUUAAUGAACUUGCUAAGUUUAGUGAGGGUAGCAAGGUUGAGAAAUCAGCAUACAAGGCGGCCAACUUGCACCACGCUGUUAAACUUGUUAAUAAUGAAUGCGUACCACCAGGAUUCACACUGAGAAAGUCUAGUCGAAGAUUAGUAUUUGAGACACCAGAUUUGUCACUGGAACAGAUGAAGGUAUUCCUGGACAAUGGCACGUUUAUAUACCCCGAUAUAGUACCUACAGGGAACUUCCUGUCAUGUGAUGUCAAUGCAAAGAUGAAAACUCUGUUUCUAGAAUGGGAAGACAACCUCAUUGCCCUUGGGUUAUCCCAACUGACCGAGGUGCCAGUCCGCCAACAACAUGAACUACUCAGUGCAACCUGGCUCCCUACAAAGACUGAGGAACAAAUUCGAUGCAGAAUCAAGAAUAUGAAGACCAAGAAGGCCAAGGCGAAUGCAAUAAAGGCUAAAAAGUAUGUUGGCUUAACUGUUGAUGGCAGUGGACCUGUCAUUGUAGAAGUUCCUAAUAAUGAUGUUAAUGAACCUGAUGUACAAAAUGAAUAUACUUGUGAUGAUGACUGCAUGGCAGAUUCAGAGGAUGAAUGA